AUGAAAGCGACCCUGUUAUUCUUCUAUAAGCGAAUGACGUUUGAUUUGUGGCAGAGUGCGAGAGUUCUGAAACACCUGGCCUGGUUUACGAUUUUAUCAUACCUGGUUGUGGUUGGAACGAUAAGCUUUAGCUGCAUGCCGUUUUCAGAUAAUUGGGGAGUGAGGCCCCUACCAAGUGAGAAGUGUGUUUUCAAAGCCCAAAAUUUACUGGUCUCGACAUUUCUCAAUGUUGUGACCGAUGCAGCCAUUCUUUGUCUGCCGCUGCCGGUUCUGAAGGAAAUCAGGGUACCUUUCUACAAGAAGAUAUUCAUAGCAGUACUAAUAUGCUCCGGUUUAUUCGUCAUCGCGGCCGCGAUCAUGCGAGUUGCGGUAACUUUGGGAUCAGAACCUUCAACAAUUACGGUAAACCGAUGGGGAGUCCGAGAAUGCGAAGUUGGUCUGAUUGCUGUCAACGCACCCAUUCUACGUCCUUUAUUCUCCCGGAGGUUUUGGCAGUGGCAUUACCGACCGCCGGCUCGCCCGUCAAAUCCUAUGGAAAGUGCAAGAAGGAGUCGAACAACAGUUGGCGGCCACAGACGGAGAGUCAUUAAAGAAGACUCACUUCUUGGGUGGGUGAAUUCUACUACAUCAAGAAUAGGAACCAUUGUGGGAGGGACUCUCGAUCAUGGGAACGCAGGGGACGUGGAAUUAGGGGAUGCGGCCAGUGAACAAGAGUUGGAGCCUCUUGACAAGGGUGAGGAUAAUGAGAGCCAGACUUCCCAUAUCCCCGCCAAUGACGAGACAGCGAGAGAUGAUUGA
Messenger RNA from Colletotrichum paranaense, 798 nucleotides. RefSeq lists its product as uncharacterized. The coding region runs from base 1 to 798 and encodes 265 amino acids. Lineage: Eukaryota; Fungi; Ascomycota; Sordariomycetes; Glomerellales; Glomerellaceae. The transcript has 4 exons. The record is from RefSeq and is a predicted model, not a curated record.